GUGACAAGCAUAUGGCGUUCUCUUCCUUAAUGAAAGAGAAUUGACAGCUGUAAAACUAUAACUCCUGACAAAAACUGUGAUAGUAUAAGACAAAUCAGCAAAGUGCGAUUCUUUAUCCUUAUUUUGUUCCUCUAGUGUCAUCAUUGAAGUUGAAGGCUCAAAUCAGAAAAGAUUUUUCUUACUUUUGUCAAAAAAGUGUGUAGAAACUCUUUCUGUUGUUCCUGUUUGAAGAUAAACUGCAUACAAUGAUCAAAGUGAAACAGAAACACUCUGUGUGGUUGAAAAUAUACAUUUUUUCUUUCCUUGGAUAUUUUGCUGUAUCUGAAAAGAACAUUUAUCAGCCAAAGGGAACUACAGUUAUUUUACCAACAAGCAUAUCAGCUGAUUUAGAAAUUUUAACUAUACGGUGGUCAAUUUUUACAAAUUUCACAGUAAUCGCUACGUAUAUUUCUACUAAUACUAGGACAGACUGGAUUCCAGAAUAUAGGGGCAGACUCAGUCUCUCUAUGAAUAAUGGAUCACUAAAGAUUAAAGAUCUGACAAUAGAAGACAGCAGAAAAUACACAUGUAUGAUUGGGUUUAAACAAAGAGAAGAAUAUAAAGAUGUCAUUGAACUUAAAGUUUAUGAACCUUCUAAUCAUAUUGAGAUAAAUGGCAGCAACACAACACAGUUUAUAUUGAAUGGAGGCAAACCAAGUGAUCAUUCCGAGUUUUACUGGAAAUAUUAUAAAAAAGAUUCACCAUCCACAAUUGUGACUGCCUACAGCGAUGGACGUACACUUCCUGCUCAUAUGGAAGACAGGAUGAAACUGGACCCCGAUAGAUACACACUUACAAUUGAAAAGGUGACAGAGUCUGACAGUGGAAUUUAUGAAGCAACCUAUUUAAACCAAAAGAAAGAAUACAUUUUAGUGGAUACCUUUAAAUUAACAGUAAAGGGUGAUGGUUUAUCUAAUAUAGGAUCAGGUGAACGAGGCUGCUUUGCUGGAUACAUUUCUCUGCUUUUCACAGUAUUGAGCUGCAUGUACUGUAUAUAGUUUAGAAUACCAGACCUCAGUUUAUUCCAAUGCAAACAAUCAUUGUAACUUUAUUAUAUAUGUCCUUGUGAUUUGGAAAUGUAUUAAUGAUCUUUAAUAAUUCCUUAAUAAGAUCUAUAAUAAUUUUUUUAUUAAAGCUUAAAUUUGGUGUUUAUUUUCAUUCUGCUGUAAAGGUCUUAAAUAGAACAAAACCUAAUUCAGUAAAUAAUAAUUCAAAAUGACUGGUAUUUUGUAAUAUAAUGUUGGAAUAGUUUGUUUAAAAAAUAUGUUCUAAAAUAAUUUAACUCCACUUGAAUAUUUUUCUUGUUGUGGACUGGCGCCCUGCCCAGGGUUUGUUUCCUGCCUUGCGCCCUGUGUUGGCUGGGAUUGGCUCCAGCAGACCCCCGUGACCCUGUAGUUAGGAUAUAGUGGGCUGGACAAUGGAUGGAUGGAUGGAUGAAUAUUUUUCUUUUCAUGAUGUGCUAGUUGAUAGUUAAGUGUACUUGUAGGGGAGACCUGUUUUUUACAGACUGGUGCUGUCAAUAUCUGCUCAUUAAUGCAUUUAUUCCUUUUCUGCUUAUUUGAGGCAAAAGUAUAAACCUUCACAUUUAAUGUUGCUGUCCAGUCACUAAAAAUGUAUCCCGAAGCAAUGAUUGUUGAUACGUUUGAUUUUGCUGUGCUGACCAUAUUUUUGCUUAUCAUUCAGAAUGCAAUUUCAUGUAGAAAAAUAAUAUAUAAAAUGAUUGUAAAGAAAUAAUUUUAAUUUAAAAAAUACGAAACUCAUCCAUUAAAUGGUAGUUUCUAAUGUUCUUAGCAUUAUGGUGCUUUUAGGAGAUGCAACCCUUAAUCUAGUUUUAAAAGCAUUUCACGGUAAUAUGUGCCCUUCCAAUAUGUCAUUUUUGCUCAUUGUUAAUGAUAUUUACAAUAACACAUGAAAGUUAAAAAAUGUUCAGAGUUUAGUAUAUGCUGCAUUUUUUCAUGUAACCCUUAAACAGUUUUUUUUUUUAACAAAUGAUUUGAUUGUACAGUACAUGCUGUCAAGAAGACAGUAGUGUUGUGCACAAAAAUGAACUGCUAUGUGAUUUUAAAGCUUCUGCUAAAAAGGUUCCAUGAGUUAUUAAAAUGGCUCCUUGACAUCUCACUCAAGAUAGUUUUCUGAAGAACAAUACAUGUUUAUUGAUCACUGUUUUUGUUUCUGUUUUCAUAGAACACAAAAAGAAACAUUUCUGUCACAAAAUAUAUUUAUUCACACCAAACUGUUAUUAUUUGUUAUAAGAGCCAAUAUUAGACAUUUAAUGUAUACAUUAUAUUCACAUGAGUAUUUGCUUAACUAGAAUGUUACUUUUAUUUAUCUUAUUUGAAGAGAGAGAGAAGUUAGGGGGAUGCAUUGCCGCACCCACCACAUUACAAACCAACUCAGGAUCCCAGAUAAGGACCUGAUUGCAGCCAUGCAACGGGUGACACCUCAGCACUGGACUAGUUCAGAUGGAAUGGAACCAGUGUGAGGUGUCACCCGUUGCAUGGCUACACUUGGGUCCUAAUCUGGGAUCCUGAGUUGGUUUGUCAUGGGUGGUAGCUGCAGAAUUCUGCAAUCAGCUAGAAUCAGUAUAGAUAUUAGCUAGAUAUUACCUUAAAAAUACAGUGAACCACAGCUCAAGGUUAGAUGAAACUCCUGGGCAGAGGCCACAAAAAGUACUGUGUUAUUUGGCAGUUGCAAAAGGAAAUGUAUUUAUCACCAUAAGUUUAAAAAUGAUAGACUCAUCUAAAUUAUUUGUACUGUAGUUUCCUGCAAACUUCCAGAAAACGGGCCAUUUCUAGGACAUCAUAAGGUAUUUCGAUAAGUGUGACACUGCAGACAGACAGAUGUGCUAGGGCACUUUUUAACUUAUAAAGAUACACUUUUGAGUUACAGUACAUCAUGUUAAGCCUGGUACAUAUAAAAGACAUCGGAGGCAUUUCCCUUUCUUGCUUACUUGCACUAAAGAAAUCGGAGUGAGCUGAUUGUGAUGUUAAUUCAACAGCUAAAUUUAGAAAAGGCAAAACUAAGGUUUUAUGUUGAGAAAGUCUUUGAAAGCCUAGAUACAUCUUAUCAUCUGAUACUUACAUAUCACUGUUGAAUACAAAUUUGAUUAAGUCCAUCUAACAUAAAUUAAGUAUACUGAACAAUUAUAAAUUGUAAAACACAAACUAAUUAUUUAGUAUAGAAAAAACAGUCUAUUAACAGAAAAAUACAUAAUUCCACUUAUAAUGCAUGCAAAAAACACAAUUGACAACUAAUAAUAAAAUACAAUGGGUAGAUACAUAGUAGAUUUAUUUAACUAUUACUUGAUCCACAUUGCAUUUAAUUAUUAUUUGGCAAUUGUGCUUUUUGCAUGCAUUUACUUAAAACUGAUUAAGUCAGUGUUUGUGUUGCAAUUAUUUAGUACAUUUUCUUUAAUUUUUUUACUUAAGCUGGCACUUAAGUCUUCAAUCUGCCUCAAUAAUGAUUUAAGAUAUGAAAAGGUAGGGGAAGUGACUGCGAAGGUGUUAGGGAAUGAGAACGGAACUCGUACACAUGCGCUGCAAGGCCGCCCUGCUGGCCACUGCCGAGAGUUGAUUCUACAAUAAAAUUAAAUAAAAAGAAGAAUAACCUUGGAGGUCAACUGUCACCCCGAAAGCGGAUAGUAGACAUCACAUAGUAUAUGUGUACCAAAUUUCAAGUCAAUAGGUCUGUGAGCUACAGGUGAUUUAAAAUCCUGGAUAGACAAACAAAUAGCCACGGUAGCGUAUUAUAUAUAAAGAUAUUAGUGGAAUUAUAUGUUUUUCUGUUAACAGAUUGUUUUUUCUAAACUAAAUAAUUAUUUACAGUGUACUUAUUUGUGCUGACUUUCCUGAUUAUUCUAUAUUGUGGAAUUAGUAAACAGGUUCUGGUGAAUUUCAUGCUAGUCUCCUCUAUUUAUCCUAAAUUAAAAUAUUUUCUGUGUUAAAUUUAA
Erpetoichthys calabaricus (reedfish) is the source of this 3988-nucleotide messenger RNA. RefSeq lists its product as uncharacterized. Lineage: Eukaryota; Metazoa; Chordata; Cladistia; Polypteriformes; Polypteridae. The record is from RefSeq and is a predicted model, not a curated record. Bases 246 to 1037 code for a protein of 263 amino acids. The transcript has 5 exons.